CCCUAAAUCUAAAGCACGGUGUACCUGAUAUAUAAUGAGCUCGUCAUUUUCAUUUCUCCUAGCAGUAAGGAAGUAGAAUUAGAGCUUUCUCGGCGACCGCCCAGGUCACCAUCUGAAGUUGUAAACAUGGCAGAUGGAUCACAGCGUCCAUCAGUAUUUCAAAAGAUACAUGGGCAGUCCUACUUCAUCUCCAGGCUAUCUCCUAACUUGCAUGCCAAGAAUUAUAAUGUGACUGGAGCAUAUGCCAAUGGAGGAAUUCAUGUUGCUUUACAGCCAUCAUGCCAAGACACUGGGUUCGCACAUGUGUCCCCUGUUUCUCCAAUAUUUGUACAAGCUCCAGCAGAGAAGGGUUUUUCUGGUUUUAUAGUGGAUUUCCUCAUGGGAGGAGUUUCUGCAGCUGUCUCCAAGACAGCUGCUGCUCCAAUCGAGCGGGUUAAACUUCUAAUCCAAAAUCAGGAUGAAAUGAUCAAAGCUGGGCGAUUGUCUGAACCAUACAAGGGAAUUACUGACUGUUUUGCCAGGACUAUUAAGGAUGAAGGUGUCCUUUCUCUUUGGAGAGGCAACACUGCUAAUGUUAUCAGAUACUUCCCCACCCAGGCGCUGAACUUUGCCUUCAAGGAUUACUUCAAGAGGAUGUUCAAUUUCAAGAAGGACAGAGAUGGCUACUGGAAAUGGUUUGCAGGGAACUUGGCAUCUGGUGGUGCUGCUGGUGCUUCAUCUCUUCUGUUUGUUUACUCUCUGGAUUAUGCCCGUACGCGUUUGGCUAAUGAUGCUAAGGCUGCUAAAAAGGGUGGUGAGAGGCAGUUUAAUGGUUUAGUAGAUGUCUACAAGAAGACCAUCAAAUCUGAUGGCCUUGCUGGGCUUUAUCGUGGAUUCAACAUCUCAUGUGUUGGAAUUAUUGUUUAUCGUGGACUCUAUUUUGGAAUGUAUGAUUCUCUGAAGCCAGUUGUUUUGGUUGGUGGGUUGCAGGAUAGUUUCUUGGCAAGUUUCUUGCUGGGUUGGGGUAUCACGAUAGGUGCUGGACUGGCAUCUUAUCCAAUUGAUACAGUGCGUAGAAGAAUGAUGAUGACAUCUGGAGAAGCAGUCAAAUACAAGAGCUCUCUGGAUGCUUUCUCUCAGAUCAUCAAGAAUGAAGGUACUAAAUCACUGUUCAAGGGUGCUGGUGCAAACAUUCUGCGUGCUGUUGCAGGUGCUGGUGUGCUUGCUGGUUAUGACAAGCUGCAAGUCAUUGUUCUCGGCAAGAAAUAUGGAUCCGGUGGCGGUGGCUAAUGUUAUUACAUCACAGUGGGAGGUGAUACUGGCAUCUUGAAGUUCGAUUUACGAUUUCAAGUUGGAAUAAUUGCGGAUGGACAUAGUGCUUUUGAAAGUUCCCAGUAUUUAGGGAUUUAAUAUGAAAAAAUUGUUAGUGACGAAAAAAAUCCUACUUGAAUUUUGAGUGUUACAUGUUUUUACUUUUGGUUGUUCUUUUUGGUGAGAAUAAUUAAACAAUGCUCUGUUUGGUCUGUAGUAUGUUACUAGAUUUUUCUUGUCCGUGUAUGUGUUUUGCAUUUGAUCUGGUAGGUAUGUGUCACCUGAAUGAAUUGUAGGAGCAGUGUAUCACAAACAGCUCCUAAUUUCCAUGGUGUUACACUUGCCUAUAAACUUGCAAGAUCGCAGAAGAUAAAGCUGCUUUCGAUUCUUGAUCAAA
Messenger RNA from Theobroma cacao (cacao), 1687 nucleotides. It is a transcript of the gene AAC3, whose product is annotated as ADP/ATP carrier 3. NCBI's taxonomy places the organism in Eukaryota, Viridiplantae, Streptophyta, Magnoliopsida, Malvales, Malvaceae. Gene Ontology annotation, cellular component: mitochondrial inner membrane. Gene Ontology annotation, biological process: mitochondrial ADP transmembrane transport; mitochondrial ATP transmembrane transport. The record is from RefSeq and is a predicted model, not a curated record. Gene Ontology annotation, molecular function: ATP:ADP antiporter activity.